CUGUUGACCGGCGGCAAUUCAUGGUGGGAUACAUGGGACUACCCCUCCACGCUGCUCGACCAACAUUUUGGAAUGGGUUUGCUGGACUCUGAUUUGCGUCCUCCUCAAUUUUACAGAGGAUAUCUCCUUCGACCCCGAACCCAAAUGAACAUCGAUGCAUCGGGACUGUCUGAAGUGAAAAAUGAAAAAGAUAAAUUUCAAGUGAAGUUGAACGUCAGUCAUUUUAAGCCUGAAGAAAUCAACGUAAAGGCUGUUGACAACUCAAUCGUCAUUCAUGGUAAACACGAGGAGAAAUCUGACGAACAUGGUUUCAUCUCCAGAGAAUUCACUCGUCGGUACAUGCUACCGGAGGGAACCGAACCCGAAACUGUUACAUCAACCCUUACACCCGAUGGGUGUUUAGUCAUCGAAGCUCCAAAGAAAGCAAUUGAGCCUCCACCUUCAAAGGAAAAAGUUAUUCCAAUUGAUGUCCAGAAAUCUGAAGAUAAAUGAACUGAUUCUUCAAAAUACUAAAGGUAAAUAAGACUAUUUAUAAACUGUUUACAUUUAAUUUGCAUUGAAUGAAGUAAAUUGCAUUAUAUUAAUGUAAGUGAUAAAGAAACUUGUUCUGAUUUAAGUCUUGAGCAAAUUAAGUUAUUUGUGAUAAUUUCAUCUGUCAUAAAUUUCAUCUGUUAAC
This is a messenger RNA of Parasteatoda tepidariorum (common house spider), 676 nucleotides long. The record is from RefSeq and is a predicted model, not a curated record. Lineage: Eukaryota; Metazoa; Arthropoda; Arachnida; Araneae; Theridiidae.